ACGGAUGGUUUAUAUAGAGGAGGGUGUGAGCACAGCGUAUUGCCACCGCAGCGCUCAACGCGGCUCAAGUUGAAGGCUGCGGAUCUGCAACGCGACAUAUUCAGGGAAGAAGAGAAAAAGCCUCAUUUUCAGACACAAAUAAUGACUUCUCUAAACGCAUAAACUCCGCUACUUGCGCUUUUAAACCUAUAGGUCCAAUCUUAGACAGAUACAGCUGUAUACCAGCGAAGAAAGAGCGCACAGGAGACACACCAUGCACUGUCAAGCCGAGCUGAGACUCUCCUCCCCCGGGCAGCUGAAGGCGGCCAGGAGGCGCUACAAGACGUUCAUGAUCGACGAGAUCCUCUCCAGGGAAACUUGUGAUUACUUUGAGAAACUUUCUCUGUACUCCGUGUGUCCUUCUCUCAUCGUUCGACCAAAGCCUCUUCAUUCAUGUUCAGGCUCCACGUCACUGCGUGCCUACCCGCUCCUCUCAGUGAUCACACGGCAGCCCCCCAGUGUGCAGCCCCACCUGCAGCAGUCAUCCUCCCCGGGUGCGGUCCCCUCGCACCUGCCUGUCAUCUCUCCACAGCUCCCACGAGGCUCCGAAGCCUCACCCAGCCAGACGCCCCUCAGCAUCAGCAGCGAGUCAGAGACAGAGAGCGGCACGCCGCGCCUGAAGAAGCCCCGCCGCAGUCGCACCAUCUUCACUGAGCUGCAGCUGAUGGGGCUGGAAAAGAAGUUCCAAAAGCAGAAAUACUUGUCCACACCUGAUAGAUUGGACCUGGCUCAGUCCCUGGGUCUCACGCAGCUUCAGGUGAAGACGUGGUACCAAAACAGGCGUAUGAAAUGGAAGAAAAUGGUGCUUAAAGGAGGUCACGAGGCCCCGACCAAGCCCAAGGGAAGACCAAAAAAGAACUCCAUUCCUACAACAGAGGAAAUAGAGGCUGAAGAGCGAAGACUGAAGAUGGAACAGCAGAUGAGGAGGGCGUCUGACGAACCUCAGGAUCUCAGUUCAGAAACUCACAGUCCAGGCGGAGCAAUCGAGGUAUCCGAGCAGGAGCCGCAGCCACUCCUAAUGUCAGAAACUCACUUAGCCAGCUAAGUGAGAAUGAACCAACCAAAGACUAUGAAAACCUGAAAACAAAAAGUCCCUCAGGAUCAGUGUACAAAGCUUGUUUGGUGUAUAGAUUCAAUUGCUUUAGCAGGAUGACUGGAUGCACUUUGAUGGCACCCAAUCUGUACGCAAUGGACCCUUGUAUGUUUUAGUGUACUGGAAAAAGUAUUAUAGAACAACAUUACGCUAAUACACACUGAUUGCACUGGUAAUCCUGUGGGCUUUUGGUCCUCAUUUUAAAGGAGGGUCAUCCUGUCGAACCCAAAACAGGUUAGUCAAACCUUUAUGGUGACAUAUAUCAAAUGCUCAACUAGCUUGCACACACCUCUCAGCUCUCAAAGCUGUCAAAUUUCCAACACUGCCUUAUAGUAGAAAAACUAUGUGUCUUUGCAUAAAUAACCAACUGCCAAAAACUGUUAAUAUGUGCCUUGUUGGUCUCAGAGGAAAUCUUUUACUUGUUGGUGAAAUAGCCAUCAAAGACAGUAUAUUUUUUACAAUCAAGUGCCAAAGUUGGAAACAGAUUUUUACAGUUAACCAAAUGAAACCUCCGUCUGCAGGUUUAAGUUAAGCUGUACAGCUUUGAGCCUCAAAUAUGUAUAUAUAUAUAUAUAUAUAUAUAUAUAUAU
This is a messenger RNA of Girardinichthys multiradiatus, 1722 nucleotides long. It is a transcript of the gene barx2, whose product is annotated as BARX homeobox 2. Lineage: Eukaryota; Metazoa; Chordata; Actinopteri; Cyprinodontiformes; Goodeidae. Gene Ontology annotation, molecular function: RNA polymerase II transcription regulatory region sequence-specific DNA binding; DNA-binding transcription factor activity, RNA polymerase II-specific. Gene Ontology annotation, cellular component: nucleus. The record is from RefSeq and is a predicted model, not a curated record. The transcript is spliced from 4 exons. Gene Ontology annotation, biological process: regulation of transcription by RNA polymerase II. The coding region runs from base 254 to 1084 and encodes 276 amino acids.